AUGGCCACCACACCGGAGGAAUUCUUCGUCAAGGAUCUCACGGAGCAGCCACCAGCAUUCCCACCUGUCUUUCCUGACCUUCGCCAGAAGCCCAAUGGCAGCAGCGAGGGCCAGCAUCAUGUUCCUAAUGCCAUGAUGCUCCCUUACAUCGCACGCAUGCUCAUGGAGGAUGACGAUGGCGAUAAUAACCUCACUGAUCACCCUGCGCUACUCCAGGUGCAGCAGCCCUUUGUGCAAAUCCUCCGCUCCCUUUCCUUCGACGCUAACACAUACACCAACAACACGGAGGGGCCCAAAGAUUUUUUGCAUGAAGACCAUGGUGGUGAAAGAGGGAUUAGUUUGCCCUUAUCCAACGGUACAUAUGUGGUGGGGGCAUCGUCCUUGGAGUGCAUGGAAGAAGCCAACAUGUUCUUGCCCAAAGACAACAACUUGACAAAGGAUGAGCAGGGGAAUCAAAUCAGGGAAAGCAACGUUAUUGGUAGUAGGAUCAAGAAAAGGUAUAACAGGGAUCACCUUCUAGAGGAGGAGGUAAGAAGUACCAGCAAAGCUAUGAUGAUGAUCAAGGAGCCAGAGGAGAAAUGUGGCAACGAGAUGCUUGGCAAAAUGAUGUUGCAUGCCUAUGAGGCAUGCAUCACGCGUAUGGAACGUGUCACCUUGGACAAUAAUGGCUCAGAUAAAAGAAACAAGAAGAAUUGGAGGAUCAAAUCGGCAAGGAACAAUGUGGUCGACAUAGGCACAUUGUUGAUGUCUUGUGCACAGGCGCUAGCAGAGGGCGAUCACAUGAGAGCACAUGAGCUACUGAUGCAAAUCAAGCAACAUGCUUCGGCAACAGGGGAUGGCACCCAACGGCUAGCUCAUUGUUUCACCAAGGGGCUAGAGGCACGCAUAGGGGGCAAAGGGAGGAAGAUUUGGCAGUUGCUUAUGUUACAGCACCCCUCAGUGGUGGAGUUCCUCGAGGCCUUUAACCUUUACACUAAAGCUUGUUGCUUCCUCAAUGUGACAUUCAUUUUUUCAACAAUGACCAUCAUGCAGGCCAUGGUGGGUAAGAGCAGGUUGCAUAUUGUGGAUUAUGGUAUGCGUUACGGGUUCCAAUGGGCAGGCUUGCUCCGCUUGCUAGCAAGUAAACAAGGCGGCCCGCCGGAGGUGAAGUUCACCGCCAUAACCCGGCCCAAGCCUGCAUACUACCCAAGUGACCAGAUUGAGAAAAUAGAGUGCCGGCUCAUGAAAUGUGCCCAUGAGCUUGGCUUCCCUUCGUUCAAGUUCCACGCAAUCAUGAGAAACUGGGAGGAUAUUUCCAUCAUGGACUUGCACACAGACGUUGAUGAGGUGCUUGUCGUGAGUGACCUCUUCAGUUUCAGCAUAUUGAUGGAAGAGAGCAUAUUCUUCGAUUCUCCAAGCCCUAGGGAUACUGUUCUCAAUAACAUCAAGAAGAUGAGGCCAGAUGUAUUCAUCCAGAGCGUUGUGAAUCGUUCGUAUGGUUCCUGCUUCUUGUCACGGUUUCGGGAGAUGCUCUUCUAUUACAUGGCAAUAUUUGAAAUGUUGGACAGAACUAUCCCAAGGGAGAGUAAAUCUCGAUCGGUGCUAGAGCAAGUCCUCCUUGGACAUUAUGUUUUUAAUGACAUUUCAUGCGAAGGCAUGGACCGAGUGGAACGCCCUGAGAAAUAUAGACAAUGGAAGACAAGAAACCAACGGGCAGGCCUAAGGCAGCUGCCACUAAAAUCAUGCAUUGUAAAGGCAGUGGAAGACGAGGUCACGAAGCAUUACCACAAAGACUUUAUGAUUUGCCAGGAUGGCCAAUGGCUUCUGCAAGGAUGGAUGGGCCGUGUCCUCUUUGCCCACACGGCAUGGGUAGCAGAAGAUGCCUCUUCUUCAUGA
Messenger RNA from Miscanthus lutarioriparius, 1875 nucleotides. Lineage: Eukaryota; Viridiplantae; Streptophyta; Magnoliopsida; Poales; Poaceae. The record is from the annotation of a GenBank genome assembly.